ACUCUAUGACACAAACAGUCUCUCUUCAGUGGACAUCGUCAAUGCCAUCUUCUGUCAAGACGUCUGCAUCACGAAAAACAGUCUUGGUAGAUUCCACUCCUAGUACAUCUACUGACUUGCCACCAGGGUCAUCAACUUUUGAUGCACCAUCAAGAUCAAGCUCUACUAGAAUUCCGUCAUCUUUGGCUGAGUCAGAGCCUUCCAGUACGUUUCAACCCAUGACAGUUCAACAUCAGACUUCCCAAGCCAAAACAAAGAUGCCAAUUGCUCAAUCAACUAUGACAAGUUUACCAUCAGCCCCAUCAUCUGAUUGGAGCACAGAUGAGCUGACAACAACAAAAUCAUCAACAGAGGCCCUUCUUACAACUAUGCCACUACUUCCCAACACAUCUACUGCACAAAUAGCAACUCUACCUUCCGACUCAUCUUCUUCACAAACCACACCUUUAGGAACAACACGACAAUUACCGACGUCGAAAUUAUUGACUGAGACAUGGACAACAACAACAGCCCAACUAACCACCGCACCCACAAUAAUUUCAACUGAGCAAUCAUCCCUAGAUUCAUCAACAACAAAAACAGCAUCACCGUCCUCCUCAAUCUCCACAUUUCAAACAGGAAGACUAGAAAAAUCAACAGAUGUAGAAACAACUCUGCAACCUGACACAACAGCUAGGACAUUAACUACGCUUCCUGCAAUGACUUCUGAGCAAUUUUCAUCAACACUUCUGCCAUCUGACUCAACAACAGCUAGGACAUUAUCUACGCUUUAUGCAAUGCCUUUAGAGCAAGGUUCUACAACUGUAGAAAAGUCUACACUUCUGCAACUUGAUUCUACAACAGCUAAGACAUUGAGUACUCUUUCUGCAACGCCUUCAGAGCAAGGUACUACAACUGUGGAAAGGUCUACACUUCUGCAACUUGAUUCUACAACAGCUAGGACAUUAACUACGCUUCCUGCAACAACUUCUGAGCAAUUUUCAACUGUAGAAUUAGAAGCAUCAACACUUCUGCAACCCGCCUCAACAGCUAGGACAUUACCUACGCUUCCUGCAACAACUUCUGAGCAAUUUUCAACAACUGUAGAAGCAUCAACAGUGCUGCAAUCUGACUUACCAACAGCUAGGAAAUUAUCUAUGCUUCCUGCAAUGACCUCUGAGCAAUGUUCAACAACGGUAGAUGCAUCAACAGUUCUGCAAUCUGAUUCUACAACAGCUAGGACAUUAACUAUGCUUUCUGUAGCGCCUUCUGAGCAAGGCUCUACAACUGUGUCAAAAUCCACAAUUCCUGAAACUGAUACAACUCCCAACAUGUCAAGUAUGCUUGCUACAACACUUUUUGAACAAGACUCUGCAACAGUUACUGUCAAAACAACAAUGUCCCCACAGCCUGAAACAACAAAUUUAAAUUCCAACACAUUAGGUAAAGUUGGUUCUACAACUGUUAAAAAAUCUACCUUGCUACAACCUGACAUGGCAACGUCUAAUAGGUUACGUACCCUCGUGACAACAACUUCCCAACAAGGUUCUACAACUCUAGACCAUUCAACACUUCCUCAUCCGGAGGAAGUAACAUCUAACAAAUUGCAUACACUGGACCAAGAUGCAACAAUAUCUGAAACAUUAAGUUCCCUUUUGACAACAACUUUUGAGCAAGAUUCUUCAACUGAAGAGCAUUCAUCACUCCCAGAAACAGAUGCAACAACGUCUUAUGCAUUAAGUACGCUUCAAACAACGACUUUUAAAACUUCAGUGCCUCCUCAACUUAAUACAACUCCCAACACAUCAAGUACUUUCGCGUCUACAGAUUUUGAGCAGGACUCUACAACUGUAGAAACAUCAGUACCCCCACAAGAUACAACAACUGUGAGCACGCUGGGCUCAAUUGUCACGACUGCUUUUGAGCAAGAUUCAACAGCAUUUGAUACAACCAUGAUCCCAGAACCAACCACAACAGCACCGCGCACACUUCUGACAACAUCUUUCCAGCAAAGAUCAACAGUUUCAAAGAAAUCAACACUUCCACAACCAGACACAUCAACGCUGUCCAUCACAACUAAACUUGAGGCUACUUCUGUGGAGCAAAAAGACUCCACAACUUCACAACAAGAUGCAACGAGGCUGCAAAUAUCAAGUACACAAUCGGAUACAGCAAUGUCCCCCACAUUACAUACAUUAGUGACAACACCUUUUGGAGUUGUCUUCAGAGCAAACAUCAACAGCUUCAGAAACAUCUCUGUUCCAACAAGUUGACACAACAAUGUCAGCCAUAGGUAGUUC
This is a messenger RNA of Branchiostoma belcheri (Belcher's lancelet), 2279 nucleotides long. Its product is annotated as mucin-5AC-like. The coding region runs from base 6 to 2252 and encodes 748 amino acids. The transcript has 2 exons. NCBI's taxonomy places the organism in Eukaryota, Metazoa, Chordata, Leptocardii, Amphioxiformes, Branchiostomatidae. The record is from RefSeq and is a predicted model, not a curated record.